GAGAAUUGAUCUCAUUCUCCGAACAAGAGUUGGUGGACUGUGAUACAUCUUACAACCAGGGAUGUAAUGGAGGUCUCAUGGAUUAUGGGUUCCAGUUCAUCAUUAAGAAUGGUGGAAUCGAUACCGAAGAUGAUUACCCUUACAAGGCUAAAGAUAACAAAUGUGAUGUCAACAGGAAAAACUCCCAUGUAGUGACUAUUGAUGGGUUCGAGGAUGUGCCCGUAAAUGAUGAGAAGGCUUUGCAGAAAGCUGUGGCAAACCAGGUUGUCAGUGUUGCCAUUGAAGCUGGUAGCCGAGCUUUCCAACUCUACAAAUCGGUACAAUCCCUCUCCUUACUCUAGUAGUUGUUAUCUGAG
Papaver somniferum (opium poppy) is the source of this 356-nucleotide messenger RNA. Its product is annotated as oryzain beta chain-like. Lineage: Eukaryota; Viridiplantae; Streptophyta; Magnoliopsida; Ranunculales; Papaveraceae. The record is from RefSeq and is a predicted model, not a curated record. Gene Ontology annotation, molecular function: cysteine-type endopeptidase activity. The transcript has 2 exons. Bases 78 to 341 code for a protein of 87 amino acids. Gene Ontology annotation, cellular component: lysosome.